UAAACCAUUACGCAAACGACUGUAAGUGCCACAGUAAUACUGGCGCGUGCACCGUGACGGCAUCCGUUAGGGCACUCAACGAAAAGAACCGAUAUACGAACUACCUCCCUAUCGCACAUCGUCUCCUCUUUGCAUUCUCUUGAUAACUGGGGCAAUAGUUCAGUCUUCGUCAGAACAUCCGGCUGGGGUGAUGGGUGCACAUAGUUGUGACUUUCGUUGCUAUACAAACCUUGUGGCUGUCGAAUGAUCGUACCCAACUUGAAGUUGGGUCAUAUAUAUAUAUUAACUCAGUAUCAGACCACUUUUUGACCAUUCUUUUCAUUUCAGGUAGGACUCUAUUAUAAGGGCUUCAAGUCCUGGACUCCAGUAUCAACCUUUCUUCUGUUCCACUCGUCAUCGAAAGUGUCUCUAGGCUCUAGGGUACUACAAUGGAUACUCGUCCAAGGGUAUUUUACCUUCCAGACACCAUGACCAACUGGCCCUGGCCUCGUGCGAUGAAUCCUCAUUUCGAAGUUGUGAAAGCUGAAGUCGAUGCUUUGUUCCGUGAAUCUAAGGCUCUGAGUGCCGAAUCACAGGAAGCACUCGACAAAUGUGAUUCUGCCCGUUUUGCGGGACUAAGUUAUCCCAAUGCACCAAGAGAACACUUUCGAAUCGCCUGCGAGUUUAUCAUUGUCCUCAUCAUUGUGGACGAGUACACCGACGUUGCAAAUGGAGCAGUUGCCGACGCAAUGAUGGACAUCGUCAUUGAUGCCCUACACAAUCCUCAUAAGACACGACCAGAAGGCGAAUGCAUUCUCGGUGAAAUCGUACGACAAUUUUGGGCUCGUACGAUUCAGACCACAAGCCUGCCUUUUCAACGUCACUUCAUUUAUAGCUAUACCGCAUACCUUCGUGCGGUAGCUGUUGAGGCUCUCGACCGCGACGAGGCUCGUUGCCGUAGUAUCGGUGAUUAUAUCAAGCUUCGGCGGGAUACAUGUGCUGCAAAACCUGCCAUCGCACUAUAUGAAAUGGGAAUGGAUCUUCCCGAUGACGUGUUUUAUCAUCCCAUCAUUGUCGAACUGGUUGAAUGCAUUGCAGAGUUGACAUUUAUCGACAACGACAUGAUCUCAUACAAUAAAGAGCAAGCGACGGGGGACGCAAACCAUAACUUGAUCACUACUGUCAUGGUGGAAAUUGGCCUCGACAGAAGCGGUGCGAUGGCUUGGGCAGCACGCUAUCACGCUGAAGUCGAGAAAAGGUUCACCGACGGUCUUGCGAAGGUGCCUUCAUGGGGACCUUCCACCGACGUUCUAGUCAAGGAGUAUCUUGAUGGGAUGGCAACGUGGGCUCGAGCAAACCAUUGUUGGUGCUACGAAACUCAAAGAUACCUGGGUACAAAGGGCCCAGAGAUACGACGAACUGGUCUUGUCCCAUUAUUGCCCGAAGUCAACCGCAAAGCCGCAUCCGCGGCAGCAAAGGUCAAUGUUACUGAUUUAUCCAUGAUGGAUGUCACAGCAGACCAUAAGCCACCAUCUAGAAGCUCCAUACCAACCUAACGUGCUCCACAAGCGUUGGACCCAUCUUCGCCCCAGGUGACAAAUGUGAUGCAAUCCACGUUUGUUCAGAAGAAUGGGCAUAGACGGUAGAUAGUAUUGCAGCGAAUAUGAAAUUCAUCUUGAGGUGUGGGGCCCAUUUCGGAGUUACCACGCAUGUACCUCACGUUUCGUCCACUGAUUGUUCAUCGGAUAUGCAGUAGUUUAUAGCGGUGAUGAAUGUAGCUGCUGG
This is a messenger RNA of Suillus subalutaceus, 1764 nucleotides long. Its product is annotated as isoprenoid synthase domain-containing protein. Bases 429 to 1535 code for a protein of 368 amino acids. The transcript is spliced from 6 exons. Lineage: Eukaryota; Fungi; Basidiomycota; Agaricomycetes; Boletales; Suillaceae. The record is from RefSeq and is a predicted model, not a curated record.